Anopheles merus is the source of this 3976-nucleotide messenger RNA. Its product is annotated as integrator complex subunit 12-like. Lineage: Eukaryota; Metazoa; Arthropoda; Insecta; Diptera; Culicidae. Gene Ontology annotation, biological process: snRNA 3'-end processing. The coding region runs from base 157 to 1284 and encodes 375 amino acids. The transcript has a single exon. The record is from RefSeq and is a predicted model, not a curated record. Gene Ontology annotation, cellular component: integrator complex.
CAAACGUCAAUGUCUCCUAGCUUGAACGAAAGCCCUCGGACUGACAGCUGACGCCGGUUUGUUUGGUUGCGAUUGUUUACAGUUGUUGUUUUGCAGCAAACGUUUCGUGUUGGCGGUCACGUCGCGCGCACUAAUUUGCGGUUUUUACUCUCGAAAAUGGCAUCAGCGCUAGAUAUUGAUCCAACGUUCAAACACGCACUUAAGCUUCUCCACUCGCCCCACUCGGAUGCGACAGAAAAGAUACGUAAUCUGCUGGACGAACUCAUCAAGCAACGGUAUGGCAGUGGGAAAACGCUAAUUAACACCCUGAGCAAGAAACACCUUGCCGAGGAGCCGCUUGCGGGUGGAAGCAAUCUAUACGUGCGCAAGCAGAAAAUAAUCGAACCGAAGCCCAUCCCGGUGAUAAAUCUCGAUCCGGAUCCGGAACCGAUCGCAACCGGUACGAUCGAGUGCAUAGUGAGCGCACCGGAAGCUCUGACCAUGCCGCCGCUGUCGUCUGGUUCGAUACUGAUCUCUACCUCCGACCUGGAGGGUAAUGACGAGGACGAUGACGUCAUCAUGGAGGAAGAUAAGCUGAAGGAACUGGAAGACUUGAUGUGUGUUGUUUGCCGCUUGAUGGACGUUAGUUCCCGUAACCGGCUGGUCGAAUGUGCCGACUGUCACGCACUGUACCAUCAGGAAUGCCACAAACCCGUCAUUUCGGAAGCGGACGCCAACGACGAGGAAAACGCUUGGUACUGCACAAUCUGUCGCAGCAAACAGACGGUGGCCAAGCUGUCAACUCCAGCUGUGGUGCCCACACCGCCGAUACCCGUCGCAACAUCGCCGUCGCCAACCAUUGGCAGCUCGUCGUCAAAGUCAUCGUCCCAUUCGAAGAGUGGUAGCAGCAAGUCUGCCGAAUCGUCAUCCAGCUCUAGCUCGUCCAGCAGCAGCAAGCAUAAAUCAUCUAAAAGUGGAAACAAAUCGUCGGAUUCUUCGCACGAACGUGAUAGGGAUCGUGACCGUGACCGAGGCGAGCGCGAUCGCGAUCGCGAGCGGGACCGUGAUCGCGAUCGUGACCGCGACCGUGAUCGCGAAAGAGACCGCGAUAGGUCGUCCAAAUCUUCUUCCAGCGGUGGUGGCACUGGCUCAUCGUCGUCGUCCAGCGGGGCUGCGAAUACUGGCUCCAGUGCUGGAAAUUCGGUUGGCACACCGAACAUUAACAUCAUCAGCGCAGAUAAACGAUUGCAAAUGAUGAAGAAAAAGGCUGCAAAAAUGCAAGAUAGCAAAAGGAAGCACAAGUAGACUUGAAAUGAGCGUUAUUGCACUAUAUGUUGCGAAAAAGAGAAGGAUAAAUGGAUGGAUGUAAUUCUUUAGGUAAUGAAAACAUUUUUUGAAAUAUAAUUAUGGAAAGAAUUAAAUGAUUGCAAAGCAUAAUAUUGAGCUCUGAUGAGAGAUACAGAGAGUUGGGAGAAUAAACAGACACACACAAUUUUUCAAAUUCAAUAGGACAAAUAUAGGUCCAUAUAGUGUCCACGAAUUUCGUUUUCGUUUCACACGAUUUAAUCAUUUUAAAACCUAACCACUAGAUACGGUCUACACCAGCGGUAGGCAAAGUCCGGCCCGCGGCCAAAUGCGGCCCGCUGCAACAUUCAAUCCGGCCCGCGAAAGGAUUUGACUUAUUUUGAAAGAUGGGAAACGAUUCGUACACAAUUUUCUGAAGAUCUUUUGGUAUGCCAUAUUAUACCAUCGUAUAUUUUCAACUUUAAUUCAAGUACUAUGGAAUGACGGACCGUUUAGUAUGUUCGAUCUCGAGGUCAAUAUCCCCGUAACUUUUGCAUGAAAAAAUAUGCCAUUUUCGGCUGGGUGCAAAAAAAGAGUAGUUGAAAGGUAAUUAUUUAAGCUUACUUGCUCAAAUAAGUUCAAGACUUUGCGAAUUGCCUUUUGUCGGUUAUCAGGAAUUUUCACCAUGGUGGACAAAGACAUGCAUGAUUUAAGUUCUACCUUUGAUUUUUAUCAAUUCCUCCUAAGUUUUCCCUACAGAAUUGUAAGAAUAGAGUUUUUGCAUCACGUUUGUGCAGAAAAAAAUCGAUCGGACACAGGUAAUGGAUGUUGGACCAGUUCGCAGACUAGAGUGUCAUAUCGAAAUUCUGUCGAAAUCCACCUGAAAUGAUUGCAUUAAGUAUUCGCGUAAUUGUUUGCCACUGCGAAGCCAUUGGAUGCGAUUUCUAUGCCCUGAUCUAUUUAUUCAUGUUUCCCAGGUAUUAUUUUACUGUUUGGUGGGUUGCAUCGAUCUCCCGAUCCAGCUAACGUAGUAAUGUAGCCUCUUGUCCCUCUGUUUUCAUUUCAGCUUCUUUUGGAACCUCAAAAAUAAACCUGGGAUUUCUUUCGAUGCUUUGAUUAUUGCCUAAUAGUGUCAAGAUAUUGGCGACCAAAUUGCCGAAACGGGUAGACACGACGUCCACAAACUUCCGCACGAAGUCCAUUUUGGACGCUAUGGUGUGCCAUUCUUUGAUCGCGCAUGCUUUUCAUUCACUCUUUUGGCCAUGGUUAGAGUUGGACUGAUAGAGGUGUCAAAUUUAGUCUGCUAACUAAUGGGAUACUACUCAAAAAGCAAUUAACGUUUUGUUAGUGCGGGUUAAGAUAAACCCAUGAAAAAUCGACAAUUGUUGUCCAUUUUUUUAAUGCAACCAUUGUAAUAUUAACAUUAUUUUAACACCACAAUAAGACUAUCGAAAUGAAGGUCGCAUACGAAAUUUUAUAAAUAUAAGAUACACUAAAGUCUGGUUGCAAUGAAUUUAUUUAAAGUUUUGCAUACGAUUGUCACUAACGUAAUACAUGGAAAACAAUGAUUUAGAAAUAGUGAAAUAGCAUACUUUUUUCCCGCGAUAAUAUUUGUCCUGCUAUUCGUUCUUCUUAAUUUCACACAAAUCAGUUGUUUUCUUUUUUAUCUGCUUUAGGGGUAUUUUGCAUCGUAUUUGAAAACAAAUAAGAACAUUAAAAAAAACCCUGUUGUUUUCACGAGAACGACGAUUCCACGCUGUUCAUCAGAUUAAUCAAAUUAUCUGGCAUGGCAUAACUUGUCCAUAAAACAUUUUUAUAAAUACUAAAUGCACAUUUGCCUCGAUAAUUUUUCAGUCAAUAACACUUUUGUAUCAUCCCCAGAAUAGCCUUAAUAUUUUUUGCGGCAUGGGAGGAUGGGGUCAUCAAGAAGAGAUAUUGCUCUUGAAUUGAUAUGUUUUGAAUUAUCACACUAUUGCCCUUCUUUUAGCGGUCCUCAAAUGAUUAAAAGAUACAAUUAGUUUUUAAGUAGAUAUUAUCAAUGUUUAACCAUGCUUGGAUGAAACAAUUAUAGGAAAACAGCAAUAAUACAAAUUAUUUUGUUUCUAAAACUUUAUAAUGUAAUAAUUAAAGCAAAAUAAUGGAAAAACCGCAUGCUCCUGGCCCGCGGCUUUAAAUCUUUUACUAAAUUUGACCCUUUGACUCAAAAGUUUGCCCACCGCUGGUCUACACGGCUAGAAAGAACAUUAGUAGGACAUACGUUUGUGCAUGUUCAACUCGUUGUAGGGACACUAUAACAUCGAUGUGCUUCACUAGUGAAAUAGCAAUGAAUACGAAACUCAAAGAUCCAAAAAUAUUCUGGUUUCAGGCAUUAGAUAGGGGGUUUCAGUGGUUCUCAUGAUUUUGGGGCGCUUUCUUUACUCUUUCUACGGGAGGGAAUUUUAUAUGACGGUUCCUUCUUGUACAUGCUCAAAUGGAAUCUAACAAUUUACAAAGGGCAAUUGGAAAUCCAAUAAGAAUUUCUUAUGUGCUAGUCCUAAAAGGACGCCGUAGAAUCCAAUCCCGACUCAUAAAGUUCACAUGCCGUACGAAAAAGUGUCCCAAGAUUAUGAGAACUUCUGAACAAUCGUGUUUUUUUUGUAACAGAAGAACAUGGCAUUCAGUAAAAAAUAAAACUGUCUACACAGAAUAAUAAAUGUUUGACAUUAAAUUUAAA